Molecule: messenger RNA, 1981 nt
Organism: Xyrauchen texanus (razorback sucker)
Lineage: Eukaryota; Metazoa; Chordata; Actinopteri; Cypriniformes; Catostomidae
Product: patatin-like phospholipase domain-containing protein 2
Exons: 9
Coding region: 96-1556 (486 amino acids)
Biological process (GO): triglyceride catabolic process; positive regulation of triglyceride catabolic process; lipid homeostasis
Cellular component (GO): cytoplasm; lipid droplet; membrane
Molecular function (GO): triacylglycerol lipase activity
Source: RefSeq, a predicted model, not a curated record
AACACGGAGGUGGGGGGCCUAUAAAAGAUGUUUAGUCCAAACUAACUAAUUAACAAACUAACGUCCUAAUAUUUCAGCAACUAUAUUUGGCUGUCAUGUUUGAUUUAAAGGGUGGGUGGAAUCUCUCGUUCGCUGGAUGCGGAUUUUUGGGGAUUUAUCACAUAGGGGUUGCGAGCUGUCUUCUGGAACAGGCGCCCUAUCUCGUCCGUGGGGCCACUAAGAUCUAUGGAGCCUCCGCAGGGGCCCUCACUGCCUCUGUGCUCACUACUGAGGCAUGUCUAGAGAAAUGUUGUGAGGAUGUCAUCGAAGUUGCCAAGGAGGCACGGAAACGUAAUCUGGGCCCUUUGCACCCGACGUUCAACCUGGUGAAAGUGUUACGCGGAGGCCUGUAUCGCGACCUGCCUUCCAAUGCACACACACUUGCCUCAGGCAGACUGUGUGUAUCUCUCACACGAGUCAUGGAUGGGCAGAAUGUUCUGGUCUCAGACUUUUGUUCCAAAGAUGAACUCAUUCAGGCGCUUGUUUGUAGCUGUUUCAUUCCUGUAUAUUGUGGUUUAAUCCCUCCUGCCUUUCGUGGUGUGCGUUAUGUAGAUGGUGGUAUCAGUGACAAUCUGCCUCAGCCAGAGCUGAAGAACACUAUCACCAUAUCUCCAUUCUCAGGAGAGAGUGACAUCUGUCCUAAAGACAAUUCCACCAGCUUCCACGAGCUGCGUUUCACCAACACCAGCAUCCAAGUCAACUUUGACAACAUGUACAGAUUGAGCAAAGCCCUGUUCCCUCCAGAGCCAAAAGUGCUGGCAGAGAUGUGUCAGAGUGGGUAUAAAGAUGCUCUCCGAUUUCUCCAGGAAAACAAUUUGCUACAGGUGGCAUGUCCAUCAGCAGAUAUGACUCUGACCACACCCACCUUCUGCUGCCCAAUCAAUAAAAAUCCAGUCGUCGUAGAAACCACAAAACAGUGGGUGCUGCGGAGGCUCCGCCUCUUAAAAAAGCACCACUGCUGGUUGGAUGAACAGCUUGUUGACAACCUGCCCACGCCCAUUAAGAAAGUUUUUUGUGAGGCCUGCAGAGAAAAGCAUGGUCUACUGGCACAGGUGACUGGUUUGCUGCCGAUGCGUGUUGCUUCAUACAUGUUGAUGCCUUACACACUACCAGUGGAAUCAGUUUACUCAGCAGCACAAAGAUUUUUGGAGUGGAUCCCAGAAGUCCCUGCAGAUGUGCGCUGGCUUGCUGAAAUUGCAGGUGUUUACAGACUUCCGUGGAAUGGUUCAACAUCAAAGACAAGCAGUGGCGCCCCCUUGAGAAGAUGUGUGAGUGAACCACCAACAGUAGAUCAACCGACACCUGUCAUAGAGCAAAACAGACACAUACCUCUUUCUGUCAGCAACCUUGAUGAUUACAACUGGACUUUUUUAGAUGACCUCCAUGAGGCUUCCUCUUCCUAUCCACUGGACAGUUCAAAUUCCACAAGACCCUCUCCAAGACAGAUGUGCUUUUUUGUUGGCUCACAGGACAAUCAUACGAGCCAAAUGGAACAAUGUAGAGGCCCCUUGCCUUAAACUAUAUACAGACAGUCGGACCAUUCUGAAAAAUAUUUUGCAGUUUUCUAGCAAUGGGAAAUAUGGGUUUGGGUAGUCAAAAGCUCUGAGGGUGUAAAUGUGCUUGACAUGUCAAGCACUCCUCCUGUCAUAUGAUGCUCCAUUUGCUCCUUUAUUCUCCAUUCAAAACCAAAGAUGUGUUUGUCAAUUCUCUAGUAAAAACUAAUUUAGAGUAUGAAUGGCCUACUGUAUCAGUCAGUCUGUUUUGCUGACUUGGAUGCAGAAUGGAAAUUUAACUUAUUUCAGAGUUUACAUUGCAUCUGGUGCUAAUACUUCUAUGAGACCUCAACCCUUGAAAUACUAUUAUACAUGCCAUACAAGUCUGUCACAAAUGUGAACAAUCAAAUAAAGACUGUGGGCCCAUGAAUCUUGCUUUUUUAUUUUAC